Molecule: messenger RNA, 2106 nt
Organism: Sclerotinia sclerotiorum 1980 UF-70
Lineage: Eukaryota; Fungi; Ascomycota; Leotiomycetes; Helotiales; Sclerotiniaceae
Exons: 5
Coding region: 1-2106 (701 amino acids)
Biological process (GO): regulation of transcription by RNA polymerase II
Cellular component (GO): nucleus
Molecular function (GO): RNA polymerase II cis-regulatory region sequence-specific DNA binding; DNA-binding transcription activator activity, RNA polymerase II-specific
Source: RefSeq, a predicted model, not a curated record
AUGCCAGAUUUCGUCCCAGGAAGAAGUCACACGUUCCCAUUCACUGGUACCGUAGUCAAAGUAGCUGAAUUCACAAUACAAACCACCCACGUAUUAAUCAAACGGAAGCUUUACGAAGGAGGAAACUCCUCUACUCACUCAUCAAAACUUCUUCAACGGGAAGAGCUUGGAAUAGCUCUUCUAUCUACCUUUCAGAUGUUUCGCAAUCGCGUAGGAGGUGAAGAGAUAAAAGAUUUAGAUCCAACACCCAGAGCGCAGCAAGAACCAUGGCGAUUCACACCCUCACUUUUGGACAACAAUUUCACUUUCAAUGCCUUUUCCAAUGGAACACCAGUACCUUUCUACACACCUACACCGGGAGCGGCGAAUACUCUAUAUCAUAAUCAAGCUGGAGAUCUUCACACGCCUGGCAUGGGUAUGGGUAUGGGACUUGGAACUCCUCUUUCACUCCCAACUUCUACAGAUGGCCUCCAUGCUCAUACUAUGAUGGACAUGUCCCAUUUUGGUCACCACUUGCCUCCACAUUUUCAGAACUUUAACCCAUUUGCACAUCCCCAUCAUCAACAGCAAACCCAGCAACAGACCUCAUUCGCGCCAUCCUCCUUCGUUCAUCAGGAUACAGGUUACGAAACAAUGGACCAUGACGGAUCUCCUAUGGAUGAUGACGAAGGACCGCUUGGUACCAUGGAGCGGGCGAUGCACCAAUCUCCAUUGACGAGCUUCCAGCCACAAUCGUACGGCAUGUCCAUGUCUGGACCGGGCCCUCAAACUACCGAGAAAUUCCGUUUUCACGUCAUUCUAAAUGCUCCAACGGCCAUGAUUAAACAAGCCGAUGAAAUCCCGGUCACGUAUCUCAACAAGGGACAGGCAUAUUCCGUCUCCGUCAUGGAUACUGGAUUGACUCAGCCACUUCAACCAGGAACUCGUUACCGGACAUUCGUUCGUAUCUCAUUCGAAGACGAGCAGCAGAGGCAGCGACCUGCUUCGUGCUGGCAGUUAUGGAAAGAAGGAAGAGGUACCAAUGAGGCGCAUCAACGCGGUGGAAAGCUUCAGGCUGUAGAAUACGUUGAAUCCACACAGCCUGGCGAGAGUGAUGAUAAACGUACUCGCGUGGAGCUUGACACGGCUUCCUUCGAUGGGUUUUCUGUGAUUUGGACCCCAGCUCCCAACUGUGCCCCCGAGUGCAACAUUGCCGGUAUCCCGGUUCGAUUUUGCGCGAAAACCCAAACGCUACCUUCUGGUUCUCCACACGUCAGCGAGACCUCUGAGGUGGCCUUUUGCAAAGUAAAGCUCUUCAGAGAUCAUGGAGCGGAGAGAAAAUUAGCCAACGAUAUUGCGCACGUCAGGAAGACCAUUGACAAGCUAAAGCAGCAAAUAAGUCAGGCAGAGACUGGUAUGAAAGAUUUUGGGAAGCGAAAGAGAGGCUCAACUACAAAGGCGCAAUUGAGUGAGCAGCGGCCUGGUAAGGUUCAAAAGCAUAAACGUACCUGGUCCAUGUCUUCUGCAUCUUCUGCAGGUGGACGGGUUCCUAUGGAAGAGGAUCUUCAUUCUAAGCUACGAGCGAUGUCAGAAAUGUCUCAAGCACACGACCAAGUAGCGUCCUUUUCCUGCGUGGAUUCUGAACAAGAUGAUCCCGAUAUCCACCCAUCAGGCGACGCUGGAAGCCUAAGUGGCUGGAUUGAGGCUUUGGGAGUUGAUCCAUCUUACAAUCCGCCUGUAAUCGAACAACCUGUCAAGCCAGCAGCUUGCUUUUAUGUACUCCGCCGAGACACGGCUCAGCCAGGCAAACAUGAGUACCAUCGAGCUAUAUACUUGAUGCAACGAACCCUCAAAGAUUUUAUUGAUGCCAUCGCGUUGAAAUGGAAAAUUGAGCCUACCAAAAUCAUGCGCACUCUCCGUGUACUUGACAGUGGUCUACAGGUCGAAAUGGACGAUGAUGUUGUACGAGAGCUUUCCGAAGGACAAGACUUCAUCCUGGAAGUUCAGGUUUCUCCAACACCCGUCAAACGUGAAUGGGAAAUGGAUGUCACUGUAGACAAUGACAAUGCUGGGGCGACACAGAACGUUGUCCCGAGCGAAGGAUACGAAUUGAGGCUAUUUUUCUAA